Molecule: messenger RNA, 777 nt
Organism: Acanthosepion pharaonis
Lineage: Eukaryota; Metazoa; Mollusca; Cephalopoda; Sepiida; Sepiidae
Source: the annotation of a GenBank genome assembly
AUGGCAGACUUCUGCGCCUGUGAAUGCUCGGAUGCUAAUGGAGCUUGUAUGCGUAUAAAACCAAGCACGGCUGAAAGUGAGAGGCACCACAGAGUUUUGAUUCUAUCUAUCUAUCUAUCUAUCUAUCUAUCUAUCUAUCUAUCUAUCUAUCUACUCAGUCCGUUUCUUUCUGUCUAUCUCACUAUCUUUCUUUCUUUCUUUCUAUAUAUCUAUCUGUCUCAGUCGUUUUCUAUCUAUCUAUCUAUCUAUCUAUCUAUCUAUCUAUCUAUCUAUCUAUCUAUCUAUCUAUCACAGUGCGUUUCCUAUCUAUCUAUCUAUCUAUCUAUCUAUCUAUCUAUCUAUCUAUCUAUCUAUCUAUCUAAUCAGACCGUUUCUUUCUCUAUCUCAUCUCAAGCCGUUUCUAUCUAUCUAUCUAUCUAUCUAUCUAUCUAUCUAUCUAUCUACUCAGUCCGUUUCUUUCUGUCUAUCUCACUAUCUUUCUUUCUUUCUACAUAUCUAUUUGUCUCAGUCGGUUUCUAUCUAUCUAUCUAUCUAUCUCUAUCUAUCUAUCUAUCUAUCUAUCUAUCUAUCUAUCUAUCCCAUCUAUCUAUUUCCCUAUCUAUCUAUCUAUCUAUCUAUCUAUCUAUCUAUCUAUCUAUCUAUCAUCUAUCUAUCUAUUCAAUCAGACCGUUUCUUUCUCUAUCUCAGUAUCUUCCUUUCUUUCUUUCUAUGUAUAUAUGUCUCAAGCCGUUUCUAUCUAUCUAUCUAUCUAUCUAUCUAUCUAUCUAUCUACAAUAA